GCCGAAGUGUGUGCUGUAUUGCCUAGUAGCUAUUUGCCAGUAGGUUGCUACGAUUCAUAAACUUAGCGCUGAUCUCUCGUUUCCUCCGCUACUCAAAACUCAAGCUGUGUGACAUCUUAAACCCGAUCUGACGUUAAGAUGACAAGUAUGAGCCUCACAUCUCCUUGUAUUGUUAAAGCUGCAAUCCCAAUCCAACUCACAGGUGCUGUUGUCAAGGCCCCGAGAUCGCUUGGAUCUGUUAAGAGCAUCUCGAAAUCAUUUGGCUUGAAAUGUUCCUCAAAUUGCCGAACAUCCAUGGCCGUGUACAAGAUUAAGCUCGUACGACCAAAUGGUGAGGCAAGCGAGAUUGAAGUUCCUGAUGAUCAAUACAUUUUGGAUGCGGCUGAGGAGGCUGGACUAGACCUACCUUAUUCCUGCAAGGCCGGAGCUUGCUCCACAUGUGCUGGAAAGAUGGUUUCGGGUUCCGUCGAUCAAUCCGACGGUUCCUUCCUCGACGAUAAACAAAUGGAAGACGGUUAUUUGCUGACUUGUGUUUCGUACCCUACCUCAGAUUGUGAGAUUCACACUCACAAGGAGCAAGAUCUCUACUAAGUAUUUUGUGGUCAGAAAAUGAGUUAGUUUCUUAAGUAGCUGUCCAGACUAUUAUCAGAAGUUGCCAAUGAGAGUAAAUACUCUCCUACCGUAGAAUGUGUUGUCUUUUAUUGUGUAACGUUUGUUACUGUCAUAUUUAGGGGUGGACUGAAAUUUCAUAUCAUAAUUGUUCUACUUGAUUGGUAGAAUGAACCAAACAUUGCUAUCUUGUUAAAUUCUAGUCCACUGAAAAGGUGUUGUAUAAGUAAGAUACAAGGAUGUCAUUGC
This is a messenger RNA of Hibiscus syriacus, 858 nucleotides long. RefSeq names its product ferredoxin-1-like. NCBI's taxonomy places the organism in Eukaryota, Viridiplantae, Streptophyta, Magnoliopsida, Malvales, Malvaceae. Gene Ontology annotation, molecular function: electron transfer activity; 2 iron, 2 sulfur cluster binding. Gene Ontology annotation, cellular component: plastid. The transcript has 2 exons. Bases 139 to 591 code for a protein of 150 amino acids. The record is from RefSeq and is a predicted model, not a curated record. Gene Ontology annotation, biological process: electron transport chain.